CCGACCUAGAUAGAUGCAAGAACUCUUGUUGUUCAUUUGACUCUCUCGUCUACGAGUGGAUUGGCAUCGUCUGUCUCUCGACGCCCGCGGAAUUUAGUAUGCCGGCUGUUUCAAGGCCUUCUAGGCUUCGGAACAUGGGAUGUUCUGCACAUAACGCCGCAAAUUCUCGGAGUCAUCGAGAAGGCCAAUAUCUUGGACUCCGAUCCCGACAUGAAUACCCGGCUUCGCCGCGCCAUGCGGGAGUUGUCCAAGGCGUUGGUGGAUCCGAUUCGGUCCCUGUUGAAGUCUUCAACACACAGGCACCGUCACAUUUGCUUUAUACCUGCCGGGCAUCUGACACGGGUGCCGUUCGCAGCGCUCGAGCUCGACGGCAGACCGCUGAUCGAGGACUUCGUUGUCUACCAAGCCCCGAGCCUCGUUAUCCUUAAACUUCUCUCCGAGUCAACGAACCGAAAACCCCCUGGUCUGAGCAGCAUUGCUGUCGUUGUCGCAAACGAUCUAUCCCUCCCCGCUAACGUUGUUGAGUGUGUCGACACCGCAGACCAGCUCGGCGCCAUUUUGUCACAACACGACGCCGUGCACGUGGGCGCACGCGGCGAGAUGGUCUACAAAACGCCUCUCAGCUCCUUCAUCGAGCUGAAGGAGCCAUGUCUCUUGACCUGUAUUUUGGGAAGCCUGGCCACGCCAGGGACAGCUUCGCCAACUUUUACUUCUAGGCUCCUUCUGUGCUGGUGGGACACUCGUCUUUGCUGUAAUUAAAGGCGAGUUUGCCGUGCUGGGAGAUUCUGCGCAAACUUUGCAUCGGCGCUGGGAGUUACAAGAGGCGACUAACACGGCGGGUAUUAUGCGGGAGUUAGUGACGUGAACUUCUCGCGUGGUUCGAAUGGUUCCAUUGUUUCUGCGGUCAUUGCGACGCCGUACCUAAAUCAAGGUAGUCACGAUGGGAGGAGCAUGCAAGUCUAAAUCUUCAUAGGUCCGCUAAAAGGAUGGUAAUUAGGGCGCGUAGCGUGACCAGGUCUAGGACGAGGCUCUAGCAAAAUGCAAAGUCUCUAGGCAGGUGCCUUGUAGCCUUUCGAGCACAAAGACUGUGGUGGAUUCCCGCGUCUUAAU
Lasiosphaeria miniovina is the source of this 1110-nucleotide messenger RNA. RefSeq lists its product as uncharacterized. The record is from RefSeq and is a predicted model, not a curated record. The transcript is spliced from 3 exons. NCBI's taxonomy places the organism in Eukaryota, Fungi, Ascomycota, Sordariomycetes, Sordariales, Lasiosphaeriaceae. Bases 211 to 759 code for a protein of 182 amino acids.